AGAGAGCGCACUUUGGAAUGUUAAAAAGUCAGCGUCACCCAUUCCCAGGUAAAGUCACCCCUUCCCCUUCUUCUCCUUCUGAGCUUUUCCGAAGCAGGAGGCAAGAGAGCUGAACGUGGAGAGAUGGAUGGUCUGCCGGCCGGUUACCGCCCCAACUUCGGCGUCUGCCUCAUCAACUCCGAUGAUAAGGUGUUCGUGGCUUCUAGAUUAAAUGUUCCGGGAGCAUGGCAGAUGCCUCAGGGUAGCAUAGAGGAUGGUGAGGAACCAAAACUCGCUGCCAUCAGAAAACUACGAGAAGAAACUGGAGUAGUGUCAGCUGAAAUUAUUGCAGAGGUUCCGAGUUGGUUAACCAAUGACUUCCCCCCAGCUGUGAAAGCAAAAGUGAAUCGUCUCUGGGGUGGUGAAUGGCAUGGGCAAGCACAAAAGUGGUUUCUGAUGAGACUUACAAGAGACGAUGACAGCGAGAUCAACUUGGGGAAUGGGGAAGCGGACAUGGAAUUUGCAGAGUGGAAAUGGGCAAGCCUUGAAGAAGUUAUAGAGCAGGCAGUGGACUACAAGAGGCCAACGUAUGAGGAAGUCAUGAGAACCUUCCAGCCCUAUUUCAAUAGCAGCGGAUUAUCGGCUAAAUGUAAAUCAACUAAAUGGUGAACUUUUAUAGGUAGUUUGUUUCUGUUUUGCCUUUUUCUGCCCUUUGUUGAGUAGCUCUCCAUGUUUGAAAGUGAAAUAUAUAUGGGACAUAAUGAUAGAGUUGUACCCUUUUUGUAAAUGGAAUGUGCUUGGUGUGGAUUCUAAGCUGCUGUCUUC
Messenger RNA from Punica granatum (pomegranate), 804 nucleotides. Lineage: Eukaryota; Viridiplantae; Streptophyta; Magnoliopsida; Myrtales; Lythraceae. The record is from RefSeq and is a predicted model, not a curated record.